CCGACCCACCCGGUUCUUCUUCUUCUUCGUAUAAUUAGCCUUACACUGUGCUCUUAUUCGAUACGGAUUAAAAUUGAACAAAACUCCCAAAACCCUGUUCGAUAUCUCGUAAACCCUAGCCAAUGUCGCCGGCGCCGCAGCAGCAGCAGCAGGAAAUCAUGGAGAAGGAGAACAAAAAGAAGAGGAAGCCUAAAAAAGGCAUCGCAGGUGCAGUCGCCAGGAAAGCCAAGGCGCAGAAGGCCAGUAAUCCAUUUGAGUCAAUCUGGUCUCGCCGGAGGUUCGACGUCCUCGGGCAGAAGCGCAAAGGUGAAGAACGCCGUCUCGGUCUUUCACGAUCUAUCGGUGUUGAUAAGAGGAAGAACACGCUGCUCAAGGAGUACGAGCAGAGUUUGAAAUCUAAGGUUUUUGUGGAUAAGCGUAUCGGAGAGCAGGACGAUGAGCUUGGGGAAUUCGACAAGGGUAUAAUUCGAUCGCAGAGAGAGCGUCAGCGGAAACUAGCAAAGGAGAGCGUGUAUAAUUUGUCGGAUGGAGAGGAAGACAUUUAUGAAGAUGGUGCUCUUGGUGGUUACUCUGGAAAGGAUGACUUUGAUUCUGGACUAUUGUCGGAUGAAGAUCUUCAAGACGAUGAUCUGGAGGAUGCUGGAUCAAAGAGACUGAAGCAUCUAAACAAAAACAGAUCGCUUGACUCAUCUGGAGAGGAAGAGAGGCGUAAGAGCAAGAAGGAAGUCAUGGCAGAGAUCAUCAUGAAGAGCAAACUUGGCAAGAUGGAGAAAGCUGAGAAAAAGGAAGAAAAGGAGAAGCUGUUGGAUGAGCUGAAUAAAAACUUCACGGCCUUAGUAGAUUCUCAGGAGAUGAAGAGUCUAACUCAACCUUUUAAUCUCCCAAAGGAUCCAGACGAUGAGUAUUACAAACUUAUGGAUGCUAUGUCAAUGGAUAUUCGUGGUCGUCCUUCUGAUAGGAUAAAGACACCUGAAGAAAUUGCCCAGAAUGAGCGAGAAAGAUUAGAGGAACUUGAGGAAAAGCGUAAGAAGAGGAUGCAAGAAGCUGAGGAUUUGAGCGACGAGGAUGAAGAAAUUGAUGGUGAGGAAUCAAGUAAGAGGCAAAGAGCCAUUUCUGGCGAUGAUCUUGGUGAUUCCUUCUCAGUUGAUGAAGAGCAGCCGAAAAAAGGAUGGAUCAAUGAAGUUCUUGAAAGAGAGGAUGAUAGUUCUGAUGAGGAUUCAGACAGUGAAGGAGGGGAAGAUGAUGAGGAGGAGUCGGAUGGGGGUGAAGAGAAACUGAGAAAAAGUCAACCUUUAAAGGACUGGGAACAAAGUGAUGAUGAGCUGGAGGCAGAGCUGGAAGAUGAUACUGAUGAUGAUGAUGAUGCAGAAGAAGAUGUGGAGCCAAGAGUACAUAAAAAGUCGAAGAAGGACUCUACUGCACCACGUAAAGGAGAAGGGUUGUCUGAAACAGUGAAACAAAAAUCAAAUAUGCAGAAAUCGAGUUCAACGGAGCAUGAUAUUCCUUUCGUAAUUAAUGCUCCCAAGAAUUAUGAGGAAUUGAUUGCCCUAGUAGAAGAUCGUUCCAAUGCGGAUGUUAUCUUAAUUGUCGACCGAAUCCGAACAACAGAUUCAAUUAAGCUUGCAGCGGAAAACCGGAAAAAAAUGCAGGUCUUCUAUGGUAUUCUCUUGCAGUAUUUUGCUGUUCUUGCAAACAAGAAGCCCUUGAACUUUGAGUUACUAAACAUGCUUGCCAAACCUUUGAUUGAGAUGAGCAUGGAGAUUCCCUACUUUGCUGCAAUAUGUGCUCGCCAGAGGCUUCUAAAGACCCGUGCGCAAUUUUGUGAGGCUAUCAAGAGUCCAGAGGAUGGAUGCUGGCCAUCCUUGAAAACAUUGUUUCUCUUGAGGCUUUGGUCCAUGAUUUUCCCGUGCUCUGACUAUCGCCAUGCUGUGAUGACGCCGUCGAUAUUGUUGAUGUGUGAAUAUCUCAUGCGAUGCCCUAUCUCCUCUGGUCGUGAUAUUGCCAUAGGUUCCUUCUUAUGCUCCACUGUUCUAGUGGUUGCUAAACAAUCUAAGAAGUUCUGCCCCGAAGCCAUACUAUUUAUCCGGACUCUUCUGAUGGCUGCUUCAGACAAAAAGGCACCACCAUCUGAGGAAUCUGAGGCAACUGCUGUCUGUUGCUACCGGGCUGAUGAACUGUUGUGUAUCGUGUUACAGUUUUACCAUUUUAUGGAACUAAAAUCGCUGACUCCAUUGCUCUGCAUACAAGACCAUGUAAAGGAGGUCGUGCCUUUAAACUUCCUAAAGAUAAUGGAACAGCCAGCAGACUCUCCAUAUUUCAGCUCUGAUGAUUUCAGAGCAAGCAUCAUUUCAAGUGCGGUUGAGACUCUCAGAGGGUUUGUGGAGAUAAACGAAGGAUUGAGUUCUUUUCCAGAGAUCUUCAUGCCCAUCUCAACUAUAUUAGACCAAGUUAAGAAUCAAGAAAGGAUUCCACAAACUCUCAAGGAGAAACUAGAAGAUGUUGCGCAGCUAAUCCAAACGAAAACUGAUGAGCAUCACGAGCAACGCAAACCACUCGCUAUGCGUAAGCAUAAGCCAAUACCAAUCAGAAUGGUCACUCCCAAAUUCGAAGAGAACUUUGUCAAAGGAAGGGAUUACGAUCCAGACAAAAUCCGUUCCGACUACAAGAAGCUGAAGAAAAAGCUAAAUCAAGAAAGGAAAGGAGUAGUGCGUGAGCUGCGCAAAGACAGCUACUUCAUGAGCGAGGUUAAAGCAAAAGAAAAGGCUGUGCAAGAGCAAGAGAGAGCAGAGAAACAUGGCAAAAACUGGGCUUUCCUUCAAGAGCAAGAACAUGCUGCCAAAUCUGGACAACUUGGUAAAGGCAGAGGCAAGAAGAGGAGGCGUUGAUACCAAACAUUUUUGUUAUGUUCUAUACUUUUUGUUUUUUGUUUAAACCGACCUCAACAAUUUUGUUUCUUGUUGGAUUUGAGAAACUGAUUUACAAAAAAAUAUUCCAUCGCUUCCUCAAAAAAAAAAAGACUUUAAAGUCGUCCUUGGUCAUUGUUAGGAUAAAUAUUUGUCCUUCAUCCGAGCAAUAAGCUUGAAUUUUUCUUCUGCUUCCACUUGCUGUCUGAUGUCACCUCUUGAUGCUCUGUCCGGAUGAAAUUUCAGCACGGCUCGUUUGUAAGCUGCGUGUACCUACAUGUGGUAGAGGAGAUGUUCCACCACCAACAGGAAUCCCUAAGCCUCGAAGCAACGAUGCCAAGUUAUUGCAUUUGAGUUCAAGAACUCUAAGCGAUUUGGUUAUUUCUGCACGGACUUUCUCCUUCAUGUUCAUGCUUUCUUCAUCCUUGUCUCUCUCACUUCCUCUACCCUCUCCUUUUGCCUUCUUUCCAUCUCCAACUGUCGCGUGUUUGCUAACUUUAUCCUCUUACGUUGCCUCUGAGCUUCUUCUGCCUGGAGCUGUAACUGCUGUUGCCUGGAUUCCCAUUCUUCUUCUUGUGCUUUCUUGUAUUCAUCUGUCUCCUUCAGCAUUUCUCUGUUAAGCAUGACAUCGAUCGCAGGAGCUGUACCAUUAAGACCUUGCACUUGUCCACUAGUAGAUGGGAUGGGAUCAGUGAUUGGUUCACUUGAAUCACCUAAACUCGAGUUCCCAUGCUCACACCUGGCUCCAUUACUUUGGGUGCCAAGCACAUGCGUUGUAUCUCCAUCCCCAUCAGAGGGUUGUGGCUGAGAAGAUUUUGAGGCAACUUCUUCUUCUACAACUUCCUUGGAAUAAGACUGAUCUGCAGCCUUCCUCUUUUGAUUCUCUUUAGGCGAUUUUUUCUUUUGUUUCUCUUUGGGCACCCUUUUCAUUUGAUUCUCUUUGGGCAAUUGCGAAGUUUUACACUGAACUUGCACUGUGUCUAGCUGUUCCUCAACUUCUUUGAAACUAUUUUGAUGCAUCGGUUCCUUUGACGAAGUACAAUGAGCUGAUGAUUGAUCAGACCUUUCACGUUCAACUUGUAUUUCAGGUGACUGUGACGAAAACCACGGAAACUUCUCUUUAGAUGAAAACCUGGAAUUAAUAAAGUUUUUAGCUCGGUUGUCUUCCUCCAUUUGCGAACCAAAUAAAGACGCACUAGCAUUUCUAUCAUCAGUUCCAAAGAGAGUCGAAGAGGUUUGUUCUCCACCAUCUGGAUUUCUUGCCGGAACAAAGUAAGACGUUUGAGCAUGAUGUUCAGUUCUACUUUCAAAACCAGGCCCGAAAUUAGUGUCACAGUGGAGAACUGAAGGACCAGCCUCCUCGCUCAGAUCAGCUUUACCUGGUUUCUCGGCUUGGUAGAAAGUUGAAGAGGUUUCUUUUCCACCAUCUGGAUUUCUUGCAGCAAAGACGAAAGACGUUUGAUCUUGCUGUUCAGCUCUGCUUUCAAAACCAGGCUCGAGAUUAGUGUCACGGUGGAGAUCUGAAGGACCUUCCUCACUCAGACCAGCUUUACCUGAUUUCUCGGUUCCAAAUAAAGUUGAAGAGGUUUCUUUUCCACCAUCUGGAUUUCUUGCAGCAAAGAAGGAAGAUGCUUGAUCUUGUUCUUCAGUUCUACUUUCAAAAUCAGUGUCACAGUGGAGAUUUGAAGGACCAGCCUCUUCACUCAGACCAGCUUUACCUGCUUUCUUCAUUUUCUCAAAGAAAGCUUUCUCCCACUGCUCGCGGACCUCUCUCUGAGAACCAUCCAAAAUCUCACAAUCAGAACAGUCGCUCUCUGAAACAUCACUAUCUGAUUCAGAACCUAAACCAAAUCGAAUUCCAGUAGAGGACUUUGUAGAGUGAGUAUGCUUGCAUUUUGUAAAUCUAAAAGUAGCACGCUUUUCUUGAAUGAAUUGGCAAUCGUCAUUAUCCACUUCAGCAGAUGUUUGCAAGUUAGCAGCAAGAGGGUUACAGCUUGAACCACUCCCGGCUUUGGGAACAUUCUCUGUAUCAUCAGCAGCAUCAUCAUCAUCUUCAUCGUCAAGGCUAAUCACUCUCGGCAAAACGGGCUCAUUCCUGGUUCUUGAUGUCCCUGGGGCUUUGGAUUUCGAUGACUCGGGAGUAUCAAGAAUGAUAACCUCAUCAUCAUCCACAACGAUAAACUCGUUCAUUAUGCCGUUUGCACUGCAUCUUUUGGCUGGCAUUCUAUUCCAAGAACGUGAUCUAAACUGACGUUGCUCUCCCAUUGCUUAAGGAGAAUGCAGGAACUUGUAUUGACUGUUCAAAGCAUCCUUUUUUUUAUGGAGAAGUUGCAGAUAUCCUACAAGACCACGACGACGGAAGACGGGAUUUUGUUGCUUAAAGCUAACCCUAAUUUGGGUUUGACGGGGAAAAAACAAACAAUAGUCUCAAAUAAAAACGCAGUUGCAGAAGAAAGUCGUGAAAAGAAAGAAGAUGAGAUGGAGCGACUCGUGCCCUGCACCACCGGAGACGUGCCUCAGCGAUCAACAGCUUGACCGACGAAUCAGAGAAAUCGGUACCGUUCGUUGAUUGGUCUGUCUUUGGAUUAAGAGUGAGACCAAUGUGACUCUACACAUAUCUCUCUCCCUUUGUAUUAAUAUUCUCUCCUACCAAAAGUCUCCCCCUUUGGCCUUCGGUUUGUGCCUUUAGAGUUUAGAAAAACACAAUUUUUCCCUUUUCUUUGGAAAAAAACUUUAAGGAAAC
Molecule: messenger RNA, 5646 nt
Organism: Thlaspi arvense
Lineage: Eukaryota; Viridiplantae; Streptophyta; Magnoliopsida; Brassicales; Brassicaceae
Source: the annotation of a GenBank genome assembly